AACAGAACCAAAUCAUUUUCAAUUUUUCCUUCAUUUAAUACUCAUGGACCAACAACCAAAUGCUACUAAUAGUACUAGUGUCGAACCCCAUUGCUUAGAAAUAACCAUGGAGAUACACAAGGUUGCACCACCGCCUCGGAGAAGCUCUCUGGAGAAGCUCAAGAACAGACUCAAGGAAACCUUUUUCCCUGAUGACCCUUUGCGCCAGUUCCAAGGGCAGCCACUGAAGAAAAAAUGGAUCCUUGGAGCUCAGUACCUCUUCCCUAUCCUUCAAUGGGGUCCUAAUUAUAGCUUCAAACUCUUCAAAUCCGAUCUCGUCUCAGGCCUCACCAUUGCUAGCUUAGCCAUUCCUCAGGGCAUCAGUUAUGCUAAACUUGCUAGUCUACCUCCCAUUGUGGGUCUAUAUUCGAGCUUUGUGCCUCCUCUGGUGUAUGCUGUACUGGGGAGCUCAAGGGACCUUGCAGUAGGGCCAGUUUCCAUUGCAUCUCUAAUACUGGGAUCCAUGCUCAGACAAGAAGUGUCCCCCUCCAGUGAUCCUACCCUGUUUCUUCAACUUGCCUUCACCACUACUUUCUUUGCUGGUCUCUUUCAAGCUUCUUUGGGAUUAUUAAGGCUUGGAUUCAUCAUUGAUUUCCUUUCAAGGGCAACUCUGAUAGGCUUUAUGGCUGGAGCUGCCAUCAUUGUGUCUUUACAGCAGCUGAAAAGCCUCCUCGGAAUCACCAAUUUCACUAAACAAAUGGGUCUGGUUCCAGUCCUUAGCUCUGCUUUUCACCACACCAACGAGUGGUCAUGGCAAACAAUAUUAAUGGGGUUUUGCUUCCUUGUGUUGCUGUUGGUGGCAAGGCAUAUUAGCAUGAGAAGACCAAAGCUGUUCUGGGUCUCAGCUGGAGCCCCUCUGGUGUCUGUGAUCAUCUCUACCCUCCUGAUUUUUGCAUUCAAGGUUCAGCUUCAUGGAAUCAGUACUAUUGGAAAAUUACAAGAAGGGUUAAAUCCUCCUUCAUGGAAGUCGCUGCAGUUCCAUGGAAGCCACCUCGGAUUGGUGAUCAAAACAGGGCUUAUUACUGGCAUCAUCUCACUCACUGAAGGCAUUGCUGUGGGAAGGACUUUCGCUGCUAUAAAGAAUUACAAAGUGGAUGGUAACAAGGAAAUGAUGGCAAUUGGAUUGAUGAACAUGGUUGGCUCCUCCACAUCUUGUUAUGUCACAACAGGUGCUUUCUCGCGGUCAGCUGUCAAUCACAACGCAGGAGCAAAAACUGCAGUGUCUAACAUAGUAAUGUCGAUUACUGUCAUGGUGACUUUGCUCUUCCUUAUGCCUCUGUUCCAGUACACGCCAAAUGUUGUGUUGGGGGCUAUCAUAGUCACAGCAGUAGUUGGCUUAAUAGACAUUCCAGCCACCUAUCAAAUAUGGAAGAUUGACAAAUUUGAUUUCCUUGUGGUGCUCUGUGCAUUCUUUGGUGUCAUUUUCAUCUCAGUCCAAAAUGGCCUUGCCAUUGCGGUUGGACUAUCUAUCUUCAAGAUCCUCCUGCAAGUGACUAGGCCAAAGACAGCAAUGCUGGGGAACAUACCUGGAACAGCUAUUUAUCGAAACCUUGACCAUUACAAGGAAGCCAUGAAGAUCCCUGGUUUCCUUAUUUUAAGCAUUGAAGCCCCAAUCAACUUUGCCAACACAACAUAUCUGAAUGAGAGGAUUUUGAGAUGGAUAGAAGAAUAUGAAUCAGAGGAAGAUCUAAAGAAACACUCAACUCUCCAAUUUGUUAUUUUAGAGAUGUCAGCUGUAAGUGCCAUCGACACAAGUGGAAUCUCCCUCUUUAAAGAGUUGAGGAAAGCAUUGGAAAAGAAGAGUAUUGAGCUUGUGUUGGUGAAUCCUUUGGGCGAGGCGUUGGAGAAAUUGCAGAGAUCAGAUGAAACCGGCGAUUUUACCAGACCAGAUAGCUUGUUUUUGACGGUGGGAGAGGCUGUUGCUUCCCUUUCAUCUACGAUAAAAAGCCAAUCAUCAAACCAAGUAUGAAUUAGAAAGAAUGUACCUAACAGUUGCUUGUUAUUAUAUCCUUCUGCAUAAGAGGAUGUCAAAAUAACAGAAUGCAGAUCAGAGCAUUCUCGAGUCUUUUUCGUUUGUAUAAAGGAAAUGGAAAAAGAUACUUCGAAGAUUCUCAACUAAGCUCUUAUUGGUAAAUGUCCUUUCAAUCUUGCUAAUGCACAAAGUUGGAUAUGAUCUUACCAGAAAAUUAGGUGUAAUUCAAGUAUUGAACUAUUCCUUCCUGGACCCAUUAAAAAGGGAUUACAGGU
Molecule: messenger RNA, 2286 nt
Organism: Rubroshorea leprosula
Lineage: Eukaryota; Viridiplantae; Streptophyta; Magnoliopsida; Malvales; Dipterocarpaceae
Source: the annotation of a GenBank genome assembly